ACUUAUACUAACUAAUAUUAGUAUGUGUACACUAAUACUAACUAAUAUUAGUAUGUGUACACUAAUACUCACCACAGAUGGACGCUCACCGACUCUGGACACAAACUCAGCUCACGACCACCUCCAGAUUUCAUCGGAUCUCAGGACGGUGACGGGGAGCGAUGUCCCCCAGGGUCGCCCCCGUCACCCACACCGCUUUGAGUGCCGACCACAAGCGCUGUGCUCUGAGAGCUUCUCGUCGGGUCAGCACUACUGGGAGGUGGACGUGGGGAGCGCGAGGUGGUGUCGGGUUGGAGUCGCGUACGGGACGAUGCCACGGAGAGGGCGUGGUGCUAAGUGCGCCCUGGGCAUGAGUGACAUCUCCUGGUGUCUACUGAAACAUGGCGACAUCUUCUCAGUGCUGCAUGGCGGGGUAGUGACGUCACUGUCGGUGCCGCAGCCUCCGCGGAGAGUCGGGGUCCAUCUGGACUGGGCCGCGGGGCUGCUGUCGUUUUACAGCGCCGACUCCAUGGCGCCGUUGCACUCGUUUCACCAAACAUUCACUCAGCCCCUACACCCUGCGCUGGGGGUGUGGGUGGGGUUUGGUGACUCAGUGAGGAUUGUGGAUCUGUGUGGUGCGUCCUGAGAGAGGUGAACGUGAACAGCGCAGAGGGCAGACGCCACGACGCAUGGCGCUCGCCACCCUCGUCGGUAAAGUCACAAAGAUAAAAAUAACAUUUUAACAAUAAACAUUAAAUAAAAAUUAAAAAUACAAAUACCAAAUCUCAUGACGUUUUCAUCUCAAGACAAGCGGUCGUCAUCAAUGAAGAAAAGUUUUAAGUCAAAACAAUAUUAUUGAUUUUAAAAAGUAUAAAUGUAUGCGUACGACAGUGGCAUUGCAACACUUGUAUCGUCGAUUCUACAAUAAAAAUACAGAACACAACAACAACAAUGUAGUUGUGUACAGCGUCAUUCGUGCGCACUGUUCAUUAAUUAAACACGAGGACCAAAUCCUCUACACAGCCACUGCCAAGCAAAUUAAAUCUACAAAUUAAUAAACAAAGAGACGGCGCCAAACACAAAAGGCGACAACAAUGUCCCAGCUGUUCAAGUCGUCUGUUGCUGCGUCAUGGACGUGGGGACGUCACCAGCCUCACUCCCCCAACAACCAC
Molecule: messenger RNA, 1151 nt
Organism: Petromyzon marinus (sea lamprey)
Lineage: Eukaryota; Metazoa; Chordata; Hyperoartia; Petromyzontiformes; Petromyzontidae
Source: RefSeq, a predicted model, not a curated record